Molecule: messenger RNA, 414 nt
Organism: Staurois parvus
Lineage: Eukaryota; Metazoa; Chordata; Amphibia; Anura; Ranidae
Source: the annotation of a GenBank genome assembly
CCAUCUAGCAGAACCGUGGGUACCGGGUCACCAAGCUCGACAGCGGGCACCGAGUCAACUGGCACGACAGCGGGCACCGAGUCAACUGGCACGACAGCGGGCACCGAGUCAUCAGGCAUCGGGCAUCAGGUCAUCUGGCUCGACUGCAGGCAUUGUGUCAACUGGCACGACAGCGGGCACCGAGUCAUCAGGCAUCAAGUCAUCCGGCUCAACAGCGGGCACCAAGUCAACUGGCACGACAGUGGGCACCGAGUCAACUGGCACCGAGUCAACUGGUACGACAGCGGGCACCAAGUCAACUGGCACCGAGUCAACUGGCACGACAGCGGGCACCGAGUCACCGGGCAUCAAGACAUCUGGCUCAACAGCGGGCACCGAGUAAACUGGCACGACAGCGGGCACAGAGUCAUCAGG